This is a messenger RNA of Hypomesus transpacificus, 2488 nucleotides long. RefSeq lists its product as uncharacterized. Lineage: Eukaryota; Metazoa; Chordata; Actinopteri; Osmeriformes; Osmeridae. The transcript has 9 exons. The record is from RefSeq and is a predicted model, not a curated record. The coding region runs from base 544 to 2457 and encodes 637 amino acids.
UGAAAAUGUCACAACUGACAUUUUUGACACUGAUAGAAAGUCUAUCUGUAUUGGUAAAACAAUAUCAGAUUAUUUAAAAUAUCUUUCUUUUUCAGAAGCAACUCGUGAUACAAAUCAAUCGUACCCAGAAUCAACGCACCUUGAUCGUUUGGCCUGUUGCUAUGGGGACGAUUAGACCGCGUGUUGUUUGUCUGGCAUCAAGAGACAGGAUAAGUGAACCCACUGUAGAUUGGAGAUCUAACUUGUGCUAGUUAGAGCUAACUAGCUUGCAUAACGCCGUGUCGCAGGCUCAGUACUGUAGUCCUGGACUGGCCGAACUGGUCAAAUAACAAGACGAAAAACAUUGAAACUUGUCGAGAGUCAAGUUUAGCCCAAGUUCAAUGGCUUAACUAGCUAGCUACUGUAACAAAGCGUAGUUGGAGAGUUUGACUGACCUCUUCACAUUACUGUAGAGCUACGUUAUCUUUACGGCCUUCCAGGGAGUGUUCUAGCUAUAUAUCAACAAGUCUGGGUAUAUUCUUCCUUCACAACAUGUCAUGAAAAAUGACAACUAGACUUAUUGCCUCAUUCAAUGUGUUGGACGAACACUCUAAGAAGAUCCUGGCUAAGCAUGCACGGAAUCGCUUUUUUAGUUAUACGCCCAGAUCAUUGCAGGGCUCCCGCAACGAGCCAGACCUUCCACUAUGUCAUAGCUAUGACUCAGACUUCGACUACCCUAGCUCGAGGAGAACCCCCAUUUCCGAACCUAAAACUAAGACUGAGAUCAUCAAAGAGGAGCAGGAACUCCUGCAUAGUAAACUAAGAUCCAAGUUUUCAGUACCCCCACCGUCCAUCACUGAAGACUGCUGCUGCAGACCGGACAAUGCCAUCAACGGCAGAGUGAGUGUCCUGCCCUUCACCUGCCCAGGGGAAGUCUCCUGGAUGAGGGAUGCCCAGAGGACAGAGGGGCUGAGGAGAGACCAGGACUCUGAGGGCUUUAUGAUCCUAACUUUGAAAAAAAGAAGUAAACCCACCUACCGGUCUGCAAACCAUCCCCCCCAGAGACUUAAGUGGUCCAGAGAGGUGGAAAAGGUUCCUCCUUUGGAAGCGGACAGUGAUGGCAGCAAGGCAAUGGUGGGUGGAGUUCUGGGAUACACAGACACGUCUCACUGGUGCACCUCUCCAUCCCACCAGGACACCCCUCUCACGGCCUUCAUAGAGCUAGAGGAGGACCAGUUCUCCAUGUCAGAGUCUGUGGGGAAGGUGGUUUGCCAGCAGCUUCAGCGCGGGAAUAUUGUCAGAGUAUCCACCAACCGAACCCCCAGGAGCAGAGAGUAUCCAGAGAACGAUGCACAGAGAGAGAAGCCGUCUGCGUGGGGGGCGGAGCCUGCUGCAGUCUCAGUCCCUCUCAGCCUCGCGGACGAGCUGGAAAGGUGUGUUAAACUGCUCUCUCCGCGGCCUCCUUCUGUUUAUGUUCCCCUUCCGAUAGUCAGCGAGACGUAUCCAGUCGUGUGCACCUCUGAGCUGCUCCCCCAUGAACCCUUCAGUUCCCCCAGCCUCCACCACCUGGACCCGUCUGAAAACAGCGCCCCCUGCAGGACUACAGUCCUCUCUGCCAUCGUGCGCAUCACUGACUCCCUCCAGACAAAGACUAUGGUCAGGAGGGGAAGAGAGCGAGAGAGGCUGAGGGCCUGGCCCCAGAAGCUUUUCUCAGGAAUGUACAACGUUGGCCUCAAAACGCUCUCCGCUGACGGGAACGUCAGUCAAGAUAGAGACCUUGGAAAGGUUCCUCUGCAUAGCAGUCAGCCACCAUCCAGCAGAGGGAACCAUCUAUUGCCUUUGGUUGCUUCACCAGUCCCCUUGACAGCGCCCCACAGGCAGACUGAUGAUGUAGGGACGGUGCUCAAUGGAGUCAACCCAAAGCAAGGUAACAGUGGUGUCCAUCCUCCCAAUGACCUCCGACACCAUGCUCACCGGACCAGAAAGAAACUGACUACCAACCUGUUCACACCCAGCCAACACGGAGAACCGGCAACCGGGCGAAAUAACAAAAAGGACUUCCUACACAUCUCUAAGCCCCUUAGGAACAGAAACACAAGCCGGUUUGUUCCUAAGCAACGGCCCUACAAGGAACAGCUUAUCGAUCAACGGCAGAUGUGUAAUAACUCCACCAUGUCGCAGGUCGAUGACAUCAAUAACGUGGGUGUGUAUGGAGUGAACUUCUUUGCGUCCCGACCUAGCAGCAGGGUAGAGUACAAGUACCAGGCCCACUGUACAGGAGAGGUGCUGCCUCUUCUGAAGGCCUCCGUGGGCCCUCCAGCCUCCUCCCAGCUCUCAGACCGCCACUCCGAGGGCUCAGGAACUCAGAAAAACCGAGCAGGAUAUGCAAGGACAGACUGUACUUUCACCUCAAGUUCUCCCUACGACCCGGAGCAAGCUGUAAACAUUCCCACGGCCGAAUGCGUGGAUUUACUUUGAAUUUUGAAGGAACCUCAAUUUAAAUGUAAAA